AUGUAUUUCUUCCUCUGCAACCUGUCCCUCAUUGAAAUCCUCAUGACUAUGUCCGUGGUCCCAAAAAUGCUGGAGAACUUCCUCUCAGAGAGGAAGACCAUCUCCUUUUAUGGGUGCCUGGCUCAAUCCUACUUCUAUUUCUUGCUGGGAAUCUCGGAGUAUGUCCUGUUGGCCAUGAUGUCCUAUGAUCGUUACGUGGCCAUAUGUUACCCACUGAGCUACACCACCAUCAUGAAUGGAAAGGUCUGCGUCUGGCUGGUGGUGGGAUCAUGGAUGGGGGGAUUCUUCUCUAUCUUGGUUCCUACCAUGAUCAAACUUGGACUGCCCUACUGUGGCCCCAAUAUCAUCAACCAUUUCUUCUGUGACAGUGCCCCCUUGUUGCACCUUGCCUGUGCUGACAUCCAGCUGCUGGAAUUCAUUGAUUUCAUCAUCUCGCUGCCUGUGUUGCUAGGGUCCUUGCUGCUGACUGUCAUCUCCUAUAUGUAUAUUAUCUGCACCAUCAUCCGGAUCCCAUCUGCCAAGGGCAGGCAGAAAGCUUUCUCCACCUGUACCUCUCAUUUCACCAUGGUCACCAUCGGCUACGGCACCUCCAUCUUCAUCUAUGUCAGGCCCUCGUAA
Messenger RNA from Gopherus evgoodei (Goodes thornscrub tortoise), 618 nucleotides. Its product is annotated as olfactory receptor 6J1-like. Gene Ontology annotation, molecular function: olfactory receptor activity; G protein-coupled receptor activity. The record is from RefSeq and is a predicted model, not a curated record. Gene Ontology annotation, biological process: G protein-coupled receptor signaling pathway. NCBI's taxonomy places the organism in Eukaryota, Metazoa, Chordata, Testudines, Testudinidae. The coding region runs from base 1 to 618 and encodes 205 amino acids. The transcript has a single exon. Gene Ontology annotation, cellular component: membrane.